Molecule: messenger RNA, 4023 nt
Organism: Sebastes umbrosus (honeycomb rockfish)
Lineage: Eukaryota; Metazoa; Chordata; Actinopteri; Perciformes; Sebastidae
Gene: jak2a
Product: Janus kinase 2a
Exons: 24
Coding region: 190-3585 (1131 amino acids)
Biological process (GO): peptidyl-tyrosine phosphorylation; hemopoiesis; cell differentiation
Cellular component (GO): membrane; cytosol; cytoskeleton
Molecular function (GO): ATP binding; cytokine receptor binding; non-membrane spanning protein tyrosine kinase activity
Source: RefSeq, a predicted model, not a curated record
CAGGAGAUCAUCCAAAGUCAUUACAACUUACUUUGGAAGGGACUUAAUUGUGUGUACAACAUGUCACGGCAAUCCAUCCAAUAGUUAUCGGAACGUUUCACUCCAAAAAAAUGUCACAAACGUCAACCUGCUGUGUGUUUUUUCUCUGUCUUUGUUCCCUGACAGUUGGAUGAUUGUUUUAAGCAGCACAUGGCCUGUAUUCUGCUGACAGACAUGGAUCCCAUCUCCGGCCCCGCAGCACAUCUUAAUGGCGUUCCACCCGAUCUCGACGCAGCCGCUGGACUCGACCCCAAGCAGGACACGGAUGCCACCUGCCUCACUGUCCACCUCUACUACCUGGGGAAGGAUGGAGGAGAGGGUAACGGUUCAGAAAGUGUGCUCACAUUUCCACCUGGGGAGUAUGUAGCAGAGGAGCUGUGCAUCAGUGCAGCGAAAGCAUGUGGGAUUGCUCCAGUGUACUGCAACUUGUUUGGCCUGAUGAGGGAAAAUGACAGGAUAUGGUUCCCUCCGAAUCACAUCUUUAAACUGCACCAUCCGGAUAGUGAGACCCUGCACUUCAGAAUCAGAUACUAUUUUCCUGGCUGGUACGACAGCGGCAAUUCAUUAUUCGCCCAUCGCUACGGCGUGUCCAAGGGGACAGAGAGACCUGUGAUGGAUGAUUGUGUCAUGGCAUACCAGUUUUUUCAGAGGCGUAGUGACUUCCUGAACGGCUGGGUUCUUAUUCCGGUGAGCCACGAGGUCCAGGAGGAGUGUCUCGGCAUGGCAGUGCUGGACAUGAUGAGGCUCGCCAAAGAGAGUGGUCAGUCACCUGUGGAAGUCUACAAUGACACCAGCUACAAAUCCUUCCUGCCGAGAUGCAUGCAAAGCCGCAUCCGGGAAUACAACAUCUUGACUCGGAAGAGGAUUCGCUAUCGCUUCAAGAAGUUCAUCCAGCAGUUCAGCGAAUGCAAGGCCACGGUGUGUAACCUCAAGCUCAAGUACCUCAUGAGCCUGGAGAUGCUGCUACCCUCCCUCUACUCCGAGCGCUUCCAAGUCACCGACCUCACUGGGCGCGAGCUCGCCAUCGUUGUCACGGGCAACACGGGCAUCCAGUGGUCAAAAGGGAAAGAGGAGGAGGGAGCAGAGGAGGAGUUACUGACAUACUGUGACUUCCCGGCGGUGAUCGACAUCAGCAUCAAACAGUCCAAUAAGGAAGGCUCAGUGGAGAGUCGCAUAGUCAGCCUCACCAGACAGGACAGCCAGAACCUGGAACUGGAGUUUAAUUCGCUCCCGGAGGCUCUGUCAUUCGUAUCGUUAGUCGACGGCUAUUACAGGCUGGUUGCAGAUGCCCAUCAUUAUCUGUGCAAAGAGGUGGCUCCACCGAGACUUCUGGAGUGCAUUCAGAGCUACUGCCACGGUCCCGUGUCGAUGGAGUUCACGAUUGGUAAGCUGCGUCGCUCCGGUAACCACCAAGGCCUGUUCAUCCUUCGCUGCAGCCCCAGGGACUACGACAAAUUCUUUGUGUCCUUUGUGGUGGGGGAUGUAAGUAUGGUGGACUAUAAGCACUGUCAGAUCGUGAAGACGGAGUCAGGAGAGUACAUUCUGAGCGGUGCUAAGAGGAGCUUCGGCUCGCUCAGUGAACUUCUGCACUGCUACCAGAAGGAGGCGCUCCGCACUGACGGAUACAUGUUCCAGCUGACCAGGUGCUGCUCACCUAGCCUCAAAGAUAAAUCCAACCUGGUGGUGUGCAGAAAUAACCAAGGGGCAGAUGUCCCACUGUCUCCCUCGCUCCACAAACACAACAUCAGCCAGAUGGUCUUCCACAAGAUCCGAAAGGAGGACCUCGUCAUCAACGAGAGUCUGGGCCAAGGAACGUUCACCAAGAUCUCCUGCGGUGUGAGGAAAGAGCUGGGAGACUACGGAGAGGUGCACCAGAUAGACGUCGUUAUCAAGACCCUGGACAAGGCUCACCGCAACUAUUCAGAGUCCUUCUUCGAAGCAGCCAGUAUGAUGAGCCAGCUCUCCCACAAGCACUUACUCCUCAACUACGGCGUGUGUGUUUGUGGCAAUGAGAACAUGAUGGUGCAGGAGUAUGGUAAAUUUGGCUCACUGGACACCUACCUGAAGAAGAAUAAAAGCUGUGUUAACAUCACCUGGAAGCUAGAAGUGGCCAAGCAGCUAUCCUGGGCUAUGCACUACCUGGAGGAUAAGAGUCUCAUCCAUGGGAAUGUUUGUGCCAAGAAUGUUCUCUUGAUCAGAGAGGAGGAUCGGAUGACGGGCAGCCUGCCCUUCAUCAAACUCAGUGACCCGGGUAUCAGCAUCACCGUGCUGCCCAAAGAAGUGCUGGUGGAGCGUAUCCCAUGGGUGCCCCCCGAGUGCAUUGAAAACCCUCAAAACCUGAGUUUAGCCACAGACAAGUGGGGCUUUGGGACCACGCUUUGGGAGAUCUGCAGUGGCGGAGACAAACCACUCAGCACCCUGGACUGCUCUAAGAAGAACUUGUUCUACGAGGACAGGCACCAGCUGCCGGCUCCUAAAUGGACAGAGCUGGCCAAUCUGAUAAACAGCUGUAUGGACUAUGAGCCGUCACACCGACCCUCCUUCAGAGCGAUUAUCAGAGAUCUCAACAGCCUCUUCACACCAGAUUAUGAGCUGCUGGUGGAGAGCGACAUGGUGCCCAACAGGACAAGAGGCUUCGGCUUCCCGUGGGCCUCCGAGAGCCAGGAGCCCGCCCAGUUCGAGGAGAGGCACCUCAUCUUUCUCAAGCAGCUGGGCAAAGGAAACUUUGGCAGCGUGGAGAUGUGCCGGUACGACCCCCUGCAGGACAGCACGGGGGAGGUGGUGGCCGUGAAGAAGCUACAGCACAGCACGGCCGAGCACGUCAGGGACUUUGAGCGAGAAAUCGAGAUCCUCAAAUCCCUCCAGCAUGAAAACAUCGUCAAAUACAAAGGAGUCUGCUACAGCGCAGGACGAAGGAACCUGCGGCUGAUCAUGGAGUACCUCCCCUACGGCAGCUUGAGAGAUUAUCUCAUCAAACACAAGGAGCGCUUUGAUUUCAACAAACUGAUGCACUAUGCAUCACAGAUUUGCAAGGGCAUGGACUACCUCGCCACUAAGCGAUACAUCCACAGAGACCUGGCCACUCGGAACAUUCUGGUGGAGAGCGAGAUGAGGGUGAAGAUCGGUGAUUUUGGCCUGACCAAGGUGCUGCCGCAGGACAAAGAGUACUACACUGUCAGAGAGCCGGGGGAAAGCCCCAUCUUUUGGUAUGCUCCAGAGUCGCUGACAGAGAGCAAGUUCUCUGUGGGAUCAGACGUUUGGAGUUUCGGUGUCGUCCUCUACGAACUCUUCACCUACAGUGACAAGAACAGCAGCCCACCGGCGGUGUUUAUGGACAAGAUGGGAAAUGAAAAGCAGGGCCAGAUGAUCGUCUACCAUCUGAUAGACCUGCUGAAACAGGGAUAUAGGUUACCUGCUCCAGAUACUUGUCCAAAGGAGAUUCACAAGAUUAUGACAGAGUGCUGGAGCAGUGAUCCGAAAGCGCGCCCCACUUUCAAGACAUUAAUCCACAGUGUGGAGAAUGUACGAGACAGCAAGGACGGAUGAGCCGCACUGACCCCUGAACCUUUGACCUUUAGGUGUCGACUCCCGGGAGUCAGUCCUCAACAGAUCUCAACAGAACGAUGAAUGUACAGUAUUUGCUGAGUUUACUGCGGUGAUGCAGUCACUAGUCAGCUGUGGACUUGUUUUUCUUUUGGUGCUCUGCAUGUCUGUCAGCCUGUUUAACAUUUACUCAAAAUAAGGAUGAUGAAUGGUAAUAGAGUGCUCCAGGGAUGACGUCUUUUUUGUUGGCCAACCAUGAAGUUAGCAUCGUCCUGGUUACCUCAACAGAAAGCCGAUGGGAGUUUUCCAUUGAGUUUUGAAUUAUUGCAGAAAAUGAGCUCUGUGGCAAAGAAACAAGUUUUGUUCAGCAAGGUUUUCUUCACAAAUGAUACCACUUUUUUUGAUUUCUGAAGACAUUAAAAUCUCUUAAGCUUGUGUUAA